This is a messenger RNA of Stereum hirsutum FP-91666 SS1, 1309 nucleotides long. RefSeq lists its product as uncharacterized. Gene Ontology annotation, molecular function: monooxygenase activity; calcium ion binding. The record is from RefSeq and is a predicted model, not a curated record. The coding region runs from base 1 to 1164 and encodes 387 amino acids. NCBI's taxonomy places the organism in Eukaryota, Fungi, Basidiomycota, Agaricomycetes, Russulales, Stereaceae. The transcript is spliced from 6 exons.
AUGUCUUUCCUCCAGAAACCUUUCGGCGCCGUCGGUAACACUGUCAACGCGGCUGGACAAGGUGUCUCCAGCGGUCUCUCAUCCGCCACAAAUGCCUUCAACCCGACCAAAGAGCAGCUAAACACUCAGCCAGACCCUUCCAAACCAGAUCCCGCACUCACCACCCCAAAGACUGGCCUCGAUUCUCAACCCCAACAGCCUCCCGAAUCCAGUGGUGGUGGCGGUUUCGGAGGCGUCCUCGGUGGGAUCGGUGGAGGUAUCAACUCUGCUGUCACCACCGGCGUAGGGUCUCUCGGGGACAUCACCUCUGCAGGGUUCAACAUCGGCAAGAAUGUAGCGAAGACGGGCGUGAACGUUACGAGCAACGUCGCUGUCGGCACAUUGGACCUUGCGGGUACUGCUGUGGGUGGCGUCGUGAAUUUGGCGGCGGAGACGAGCGGGAAGGUGUUUGAGCCUGUCGCGAGUGGGUUGAAGGCUAUUGAUGGGUUGCAAGGGCUGGGCGAAGGGUUAGAGUAUGUUAAUGGAUUGCCGGUGAAGGCUGUUAGGGAGGUCGGAGGGUGGACUGUCAAGGCUAUGAAUAUGUCAGGCAAGACCCCUACUUUCUUCGAUACCGACGGAGACGGUAUCGUGCACUUGGAAGACACCGUCCGCGGUCUCAUCGUUCUUGGCCUGGACGAGAAGAACGCGCGCUAUGCGGCCUACGCUCUUCAUGCCGUCUUCAGUUACCCGACCUCCGAGUCCUGGAUCCCUGCGAGGGAUAUGACUGUCCCCAUCCGCAUCAACAAAAUGAAGGACACGCGCUGGGGCAAGAACUGGGGCUCGUAUGAGCGGAUAGACUGGUGCUCUGAUAUGGACGUCAAUCAGUUCUUUGAGACGAACGAGAACGCGACUCGGAGUGAACAGUGGCAGGAGACAUUCAAGAAAGGACGUCAGUACUGGGGCGUCUUGCUGCUCAUCUUCGAGUGGGGUACGACCUGGCCGUUCUGGAUGCCCGAGGGCGUUCCAGUCGAUCAGAUCCCCUUCAAGGACGACAUCGGAAAGGUGGUCAAGACCCUUGUCCUGCCUACUAUCUUUGCGAACUACCAGAAGGCGCGUGAGGCCGACCAGAAGAAGCCAGAAGCUCCUCCGAGCGAGAAUGCACCUACGGAUGCGAAGGAAGCCUAGAGUAAGGGCUAAUCUUCUCGGUGGACUAUAGACAGGCGAUAUCUAUGAUGUUACACGACCUUUUAUGCUUACUCGUUGUGGACUGUGGCCGAUGAUGCCUUGUAUUCUUUACUGUGUAUUCUACGCUGCGACGAUCAUGUUGUAU